Molecule: messenger RNA, 2205 nt
Organism: Callorhinchus milii (elephant shark)
Lineage: Eukaryota; Metazoa; Chordata; Chondrichthyes; Chimaeriformes; Callorhinchidae
Product: zinc finger protein 239-like
Exons: 5
Coding region: 32-1648 (538 amino acids)
Biological process (GO): regulation of transcription by RNA polymerase II
Cellular component (GO): chromosome
Molecular function (GO): chromatin insulator sequence binding
Source: RefSeq, a predicted model, not a curated record
ACAGUGACGGUGGAGGAGGAGAAGCUCAGACAUGGCCGCGGCGGUGAGGAGUGCAUCAGCCGCAGAGAGAGCGGCCCUGAGCGGCUCUACACCUGCGGCUGAUGGAGGGUCAGAAGUGAAAUGCUUCAAGCCUGUGUUCAGGGUGGAAGCCAGGAAGAGGGUGCUCGCGGGGAAGAAAAGCAAGGAGAGCAAAAAGGAGAGCUCACACACUCCGUCAGGAUCAGCUGAGGCUAGAGGUGACCACACAAGAGACGUGACUGAACCCACGUGUUCAGCAAAUGAAGAGAGCAGCCUGGUCAAAAGAGGUGAAAAUGAAGAUCUCAAAACAUCUAAACAAGGGGGCCGAACCGGAAAGGGUUUGAGCUCCAAACACAGCCAAGCGAGUGGAGUAGAGACCGGGAGCAACAGAUACGGUUUGAGAAAGAGGGAGAGAAGCAGUUACACUGAGGAAACGGAUCUUCCUGACCAUGAUUACCUGUUGGAUAAUUCUGGGUCUCACCCUCGCCCUCAUUGUAACAUUAUGUUUUCUCGUGCCGAGUUCCAGCAGAGAAACAGCAGAAGACAUCCCGAGCUCCGUCAAGACACAUCAACACAAUCUGCUUGUAACAUAAAUGUUUCUUCACAACAGAGAGAGUGUCCGGCAUCUAUGACAUAUUCUGUUACAGAAAAGGGGUUUACGCAUAUGCAGAAUCGCCAGCGAUCACUCCCAGGAGAGAGACUGUAUAAAUGUGACGAUUGUGGAAAGAGUUUCACAACACCAAGCAACCUUCACAUUCACCAUCGAUGUCACACAGGAGAGAAACCAUAUAAAUGUGCUGAAUGUGGAAAGAGUUUCACACAGUCAGGGGCCUUCCUGAGACACCAGCGAUCACACACAGGAGAGAGACCGUAUGAAUGUACUGAAUGUGAGAAAAAUUUCACAACGUCAGGGGAGCUCAAGGUUCACUAUCGAUCACACACAGGAGAGAGACCGUAUAAAUGUGCUGAAUGUGGCCAGAGUUUCACACAGUCAGGGGACCUCCAGGUACACCAUCGAUUACACACAGGAGAGAGACCGUAUGAAUGUGUCGUAUGUCAAAUCAGUUUCAAAACGUCAGGGCACCUCAAGGUACACCAGCGAUCACACACAGGAGAGAAACUGUAUACAUGUGCUGAAUGUGGGCAGAGUUUCACACACUCAGGGGCCCUACAAAGUCACCAGCGAUUACACACAGGAGAGAGACCAUAUAAAUGUGUUCAAUGUGGAAAAAGUUUUGCACAGUCAGGGAACCUCAAGUUACACCAUCGAUCACAUACAGGAGAGAGACCGUAUAAAUGUGCUGAAUGUGGGCAGCGUUUCACAACGUCAGGGCAUCUCCAGCGACACCAGCGAUCACACACAGGAGAGAGACCGUAUAAAUGUGUUGAAUGUGGAAAGAGUUUCAUUACAUCAGGGGACCUGAAGGUACACCAGCGAUCACACACAGGAGAGAGACCGUAUAAAUGUGCUGAAUGUGGAAAGGGUUUCACACGGUCAGGAAACCUCAAAGUACACCAGCGAUCACACACAGGAGAGAGACUGUAUAAAUGUGCCGAAUGUGGAAAAAGUUUCACUACAAAACAUUGUCUUCAAACACACCAUCGAUGGCACACAGUAGAGACUGUAUAAAUGUGUGAAGAGAUUUGCUGGUUCUUAGCAGAAGAAAGAACACCAAAUGCUCUGAAAGAUGCCAUUAUCUUGGGAAAGCUUUCCUGAAGCUGGCACUUUUCAAGGCCCAUAUAAGAAGCUGCUUUGAGAUGAAGUACUCACAAACAUGUGGCUGUUAUGCACAUGUGAGGCUGUCACCAGGGUAUGUGCUUACUGGAAAGUAUAACAGAAUUGCACAGUGAGUCCCUACUGACAUGCGUCGUAGCCUCCACUGUUACAGCUCACAUCAUAGGUUAAAAGGCACCUUCUCCCCUGGUUUAUUAUCAGCAGAAUAGGCUGUGUUUACUGGUUCAUUACUAACAGAAUGAGGUUUAUAAUGGUUUAUUAUCUACCAGUUUGGAGUGUAUUUGCUGGUUUAUAUUGGUGUUCAUAACAGUUUAUUAUCAGCAGAAUGUUCUGUGUGUAUUGUUUUAUUGCCAGCAGAUUGUUGUGUUUUUACUGGUCAAUACUAGCAGAAUGUACUCUAAUUGAGAUUUCACCAUUAUUGUGGAUUAAUAAAGAAAGUAGUUAGAUGGAAA